UAUCGAGUGGCAUGCCACUGAUAGGGUCAGGCGACAGUUUGGUUUCAUUCAGGGAAUACCUGAUCCAGAGCAAAAUUUGGAUAAGGCGCAUGGAGAGGUUCUGACUGGUCCUAAGAAUCUUAACUGGGCCACGGCACCGACUCAUUCAAAAUGGGUGAUGCAUUGGACAAACAGGUAUCACUACGUUCUUUCUGAGCUUCCCAUGCCUUCAAGGCAUCAUUUGGAUAGUUACAUCAACUGGUACCGUACAAAAUAUGGAAACCGCUUAGCCUUGUCGAAUCUUGUGGGUGAAGAUAAUGAUGAAGGUAACCAGGACAUGGAUGCGGGUAAUGAUGAUAUGGAUGGGGGUAAUCAGGAUACUGAUGAGGGUAGUCAGGAUAUGGAUGAGGACAAUGAUGAUCAGGCGCCACAUAUAUCACUUCCAAAUCCGAUUCAAGAAGAACAACCUCAGCCCUCCGCACAGUAUCUACCUCAGACACAGUUCACCCCAUCAUUUCCAAUGCAGCAACAGUAUUGGGGUAUGUCACACUUUGAAGCAGGUGAAGGAGGUUCUUUCAGCCAGUUGCUUGGGUUCAUGGCUGCAGAUGCAGCACAGUCACAACAUAGCCAUCAGCCUGAGUUCAUGCCAGGCAGAUAUUCAUUGGAUGCGAGGUAUCCAGGCCAUACCUCAUCCGUUGCUUCUGGAGGGUUCGUAUCCGUCGACUCUAGUAGGAGUGAGGGUGGACGCGGUGUCCUUAAUAGUCAAAAUCCUAGCCGUCUUAACAUGGGACUUAUUGAGGAAGACCCUAACACACUCGAGGGAAAAACCGAUGCCUAUCUAGUAGACGACCCAGAUGACGAAGGCGAUGAUGAGGAGGAUGAUAUUGAAGAGUUUGAUGAGGACGAAGAAUCUCGUAACGAUGGUCAGGCACACAGUCCGGAUGACAAGGGUAAAGGUUACAAUCUACGGAUCGAUCCCCCACGUCGGAGCGCUAAUCGUUUCACUCCUUCUGUCUUUAAAAAGGCGGCCAAGAAAUGCAAAAAUUUUGUGAAGGAUGUAAAGUGGGCAAUGAGAAAGUAGUUGUUUAGGGUAAUUUGUAUAUGUGGGAAAUGAUGUACUAAUGACUUAAUGUAGUUUUCAGUGUACUUUGUAUUGUUUAGA
Arachis ipaensis is the source of this 1141-nucleotide messenger RNA. Lineage: Eukaryota; Viridiplantae; Streptophyta; Magnoliopsida; Fabales; Fabaceae. The record is from RefSeq and is a predicted model, not a curated record.